ACGUGGAAAAUUAUUUCCCUUUUUAUUCGGCACAGAUUUCCUUUGCAAUAUUCUAUAAUUAUUUGCAAGUGUUCUUAAACAUCGCUAGGGAAGAAAGAAAUUUUGAAAGGAAGAGUAACGAAAGAAUUUCGCGGUUUUACAGCUGAUCAUGGCAAGGAUCGUAAAGCCAGUUCAAUUCUGAAAUUUUUUAUCAUAUCUGAUCAUGGCAAGGAUCGUAAAGCCGGUUCAAUUCUGAAAUUUUUUAUCGCAGUGGUACGUAAACAAUAUUCAAGUGAUGUUAAACUACUAAAACCCAUGGAUUCAGGAAUUGAAACAAACGAUAGUACAAAUGACAAUGAUAAAGCGGUUUUAAAGCAGCCUGCAGUUUAUAGAGGAGCUGUGGAUCGAUCAUCGGUGAAGAAAUCAAGAACAGCUAAAGACAUCCCAUUACCGGAAGUACCAAAAGUCAUCGACAACGGAAAUGGGAAACGCUACUUUCGCGGAAGAUUGCUCGGCAAGGGUGGGUUCGCUCGUGUUUAUGAAGUCACUGAUAUGUCAACAAACAAGUUGUAUGCCCUGAAAGCCGUACCAAAGGCUAAACUCACAAAGUCUGCGGACAAAUAUAACAAAAUAGAAACAGAAAUUGAACUUCACAAGAGUCUCAGGCAAAGACACGUGGUUGGUUUUCAUGGACAUUUUGAUGAUGAUCAAUAUGUAUACAUACUGCUGGAGCUUUGCAGCCGAAAGUCUUUAGUACAGACACUCAAAAACCGUGGAAAAUUAACAGAACCUGAAGUGCGUAAUCUUAUGUACCAAGCCGUGCAGGCAUGUUCAUAUUUGCACGCCCAACGGGUCAUACAUCGUGACAUCAAAGUCGGUAACUUCUUUCUCAAUGCUGACAUGGAACUGAGGCUUGGAGAUUUUGGCUUGGCAGUGAGACUGAAGGAAGGAGAGAAUAAAAUAAAAACAAUGUGUGGUACACCAAACUAUAUUGCCCCUGAAGUCUUGUCUAAAGAAGGACACAGCUACGAGGUUGACACCUGGGCUUUGGGUUGUGUUAUGUACACAUUAUUGAUUGGACAUCCACCCUUUGAAACGAAGUCUCUAAAGGAAACAUACAACCGAAUACGGAACAACGAAUACACGAUUCCGGCUCGUAUCUCCGACAGCGCGGCGAAACUCAUUCGGAAAAUGCUUCAAGCGAACCCCGCCAACAGGCCCUCUCUAAACGACAUUCUCUCUGACGAAUUUUUCAAGAAGGGUUUUUUUCCCAACAGACUUCCUGCAUCGGUAGUUACAACUUCUCCAAGAUGGUCGGAAUACGAAAGGACACGAGAGUCUAGCCAGAAGAUAUCAAAAGAUGCGAUCAAGAAAAUAACAUUGGCUUUGUCGCACCAAAUGAAACUUUCUACGGACGAGAAAGAAGAGUCACUUGAAAAAGAUUUUAAUGAAGUGGAAAGAAAAGGAGAAAAAAGCAGUGUAGCUCCUAGUAGUGAAAAAGAAAGUGAGUUGAGUGGAAAUCAUGAAACUAGCUGUGCCCGAGACAUAGGACAAGAAGGGCAGAGAAGGCCAAAAUACUUUCCUCCCGAAGAAUUGAUGUCCAAACUUUCAAGCUUCCUGGAAUGCCUCGAAGAACGCCCGCAAAAGACUUCAGCUGGAAAAUCUUCAGGACCCUGUGCGAAAAGGCCCCCUCCAAACUCAUCAGAGAACGUGCGAAAAUCAGGGGGGACGUUACCCUCUGCUACUCCUAGGUCCUUGCUGGUUACUAAAUGGGUAGAUUACAGUAACAAGUAUGGAUUUGGAGCCCAGAUGUCAGAUGGAAGUGUGACUGUUAGGUUCAAUGACUGCAGUAAGAUAACAAUCUCUCCUAACAAAAGUUUUGUUCACUAUUGCGAUCAAGUAAACAACAUAUGUCCGUUUCGGUCCACCGCAGUGCCAAAGAACUUACAGGCUAAGUUCAUGUUGCUCACUUUCUUUGGGAACUACAUGGAAAAACAUCUGUUGAAGGGAGGCGAUUCCAAGACAUUCACAUCCGCUGACCAACCAAGCUUUCCGUUUAUUGACAUCUGGUUUCGCACAGACAUUACCAUGGUGAUGUAUCUUAGCAACGGAACCCUACAGGUGAACUUUUUCAAUGAUCACACAAAAAUCGCUCUUAUACCUGGACCUAUUGACGUGUUAGUGAUUUACAUUGACAAGCAGCGAGAGGGGACAACUUAUGUUAUGUCUGAUAUAAACAAACAAGGGUGUGCUUCAGAAUUGAUAGAAAGACUUCGUUAUUGCAAAAGAGUGCUCAAAAAGGUCUGCGAGUUAGUUGAGGAGGAAAGCAAUUCUUAACGCUUCUUUAAGAGACCAUAGGACACUUUCGACCGUUUUAACACAGUAUUGGAUGAAACGCCGCGUGCGAAAGAGAAACGUUUAUAAAUGAUGCAUUAUUGAUUAGUUAUAUAUUUAUUUACUAUGAAGAUAAUAAUUGUACGAAAGUAACUGUACAAAAGUAAUUUUAAAUAAGAAAUGUAUUAGUACUCAACAUUUAUGGGAAACUGCAAGAGCGUCUGUAACAAAAUUGGCCAGUGCUAAUGUAGAGGAACUCGAAAACGAGUUACCGUACAUCAAAAGGCACUGGUGGUAAGGGCGAAACAUAAGAUAUCACUAACUGGUUAAAAAGAAGAAAUA
Molecule: messenger RNA, 2655 nt
Organism: Stylophora pistillata
Lineage: Eukaryota; Metazoa; Cnidaria; Anthozoa; Scleractinia; Pocilloporidae
Product: serine/threonine-protein kinase PLK1
Biological process (GO): protein phosphorylation; mitotic spindle organization
Cellular component (GO): spindle pole; cytoplasm; nucleus
Molecular function (GO): protein binding; protein serine/threonine kinase activity; ATP binding
Source: RefSeq, a predicted model, not a curated record